GAAGAGACCAUAUUUGUUCGCAGAGGAAGUCGUUGCUUUCUGGGAUCUGGCUACGGCAGAAAAGACAUCGGCUCCAACAAGGGUGUUCCACAGGGUAGCAGGGAGUUGGAAGAGCCAAGAACGCCUCCAAGCUCUGGAUUUGAGCUUCUCUGCCCAUGGGUGCAGCGCUCAUGCUCAGCUUGUGAGCUUCCUCCUGGGAGAGCAGCCAUGGCACUGAGGAAUGUACCCUUUCGCUCAGAGGUCCUGGGCUGGGACCCUGACAGCCUUGCUGACUAUUUCAAGAAGCUCAACUAUAAGGACUGUGAGAAGGCAGUGAAGAAGUACCACAUCGAUGGGGCUCGCUUCUUGAACCUGACAGAAAAUGACAUCCAGAAGUUCCCCAAGCUCCGGGUGCCGAUUCUCAGUAAGUUAAGUCAAGAAAUCAACAAGAACGAAGAGAGGAGGAGCAUCUUCACACGCAAACCCCAAGUCCAGCGGUUUCCUGAAGAGACAGAAAGCCAUGAAGAGGACAAUGGGGGCUGGUCGUCCUUUGAAGAAGAUGACUAUGAAAGUCCCAAUGAUGACCAGGAUGGGGAGGAUGAUGGAGACUAUGAGUCCCCCAAUGAGGAGGAAGAGGCACCCGUGGAAGAUGACGCCGACUAUGAGCCGCCACCCUCCAAUGACGAGGAGGCUCUGCAGAACUCCAUCCUGCCUGCCAAGCCAUUUCCCAACUCCAACUCCAUGUACAUCGACCGGCCCCCCUCUGGGAAAACCCCCCAACAGCCUCCUGUGCCCCCGCAGAGACCGAUGGCCGCCCUCCCGCCCCCGCCCGCCGGCCGGAACCACUCGCCACUACCACCACCCCAGACCAACCACGAAGAACCCAGCAGAAGCAGAAACCACAAAACGGCAAAGCUCCCUGCUCCUUCAAUAGACAGAAGCACCAAACCUCCCUUAGAUCGUUCAUUAGCUCCGUUUGACAGAGAACCCUUCACACUAGGAAAGAAACCACCGUUUUCUGACAAGCCCUCAAUUCCAGCGGGAAGGCCUCUCGGGGAGCAUUUACCCAAGGUUCAAAAGCCUCCUUUACCACCGACCACGGAAAGACAUGAAAGAAGCAGCCCCCUACCGGGGAAGAAGCCACCUGUGCCAAAGCAUGGAUGGGGAGCAGACAGAAGAGAGAAUGAUGAAAAUGAUGUGCAUCAGAGGCCUUUGCCCCAGCCAGCACUACUUCCUAUGAGCUCCAACACUUUCCCUUCGAGAUCUGCUAAGCCAAGCCCCAUGAACUCUCUCCCGUCUUCUCACAUGCAUGGAGCAUUCUCAGAAAGUAACAGCAGUUUUCCACAGAGUGCCUCCUUGCCGCCAUACUUCUCUCAAGGCCCUAGCAACAGACCACCUAUCAGAGCCGAAGGCAGAAACUUCCCCUUGCCACUUCCAAACAAACCUCGGCCCCCAUCCCCCGCGGAAGAAGAGAAUUCAUUAAAUGAAGAGUGGUACGUUUCUUAUAUUACCCGACCAGAGGCAGAAGCUGCUCUUAGAAAGAUAAACCAGGAUGGCACAUUUCUGGUUAGAGACAGCUCUAAAAAAACAAUAACCAAUCCAUAUGUCCUCAUGGUGUUGUACAAAGAUAAAGUUUACAACAUCCAGAUCCGUUAUCAGAAGGAAAGUCAAGUUUACUUGUUGGGAACUGGACUCCGAGGGAAAGAGGACUUCCUGUCUGUGUCAGAUAUUAUUGGCUACUUCAGGAAAAUGCCACUUCUGCUCAUUGAUGGGAAAAACCGAGGUUCCAGAUACCAGUGCACAUUAACGCAUGCGGCAGGGCACCCAUAGCAAGUUAGAGCCGAGCGAGCGAGCCCUCCUCCUGCCUCUGCUGCCAGCACGAGAUCAACCAGCCUUGGCCAACGGACAAACACUUAGGACUGAACUGAACCCCUCCCCAUGAACACAAGGGUUUUAGCCUUCCCUUUAAAAACAGUGUUUGAAAUGAAGACUGUCAAAUAUCCCAUAAUUUAUUUAUUCUUCUUCAAUGUUUGUAAAGUGCAUAAGUCAUGUUCACACUUGAAGUCUAGUAGUGCACUGUAAUAAUUCAUUUUUUAAAAGUUUUUUUAAUGCCCAUUUCAAAAUACAAUAGUUUACACAGCUACAGAAACAAUUUGGGGCAAGUUUUAAAACACUGAAACAGUAAUAGUUAUUGGUAUCACAUAAAACUGAUUUUCUUACAGCCAAACCUCUGUCAGUCAGAGGCAUUCAUUAGUUUUAUACAUGUAAUUUGAAAAUUACUAAACCUCAUUUUCUCAGCAGCAAUAAUUUAAGAGGCUUCAAAAAUAUAAUUUCACUCUUACUUAUUUGGUAUUUUUUU
Macaca mulatta (Rhesus monkey) is the source of this 2338-nucleotide messenger RNA. It is a transcript of the gene LCP2, whose product is annotated as lymphocyte cytosolic protein 2. Gene Ontology annotation, molecular function: protein binding. Gene Ontology annotation, biological process: cell surface receptor protein tyrosine kinase signaling pathway; intracellular signal transduction. The record is from RefSeq and is marked provisional. NCBI's taxonomy places the organism in Eukaryota, Metazoa, Chordata, Mammalia, Primates, Cercopithecidae.